This is a messenger RNA of Athene cunicularia (burrowing owl), 4567 nucleotides long. It is a transcript of the gene HAVCR2, whose product is annotated as hepatitis A virus cellular receptor 2. The record is from RefSeq and is a predicted model, not a curated record. Bases 2883 to 3770 code for a protein of 295 amino acids. NCBI's taxonomy places the organism in Eukaryota, Metazoa, Chordata, Aves, Strigiformes, Strigidae. The transcript is spliced from 7 exons.
UCUUGGCUACUUUAAUCCCUUGUUUUUUCCUCCUUUUCACUUAAACUGUCCCUGGUGACUCUGCUCUCAUGUAAGGUAGUCUGUGGCAGACAGCUCUGUUGGUUCUGAUUCUAGCCUAAUGCAUGUUUCUGGAAGCAUUUCUGCCGUUUCAGUUAUUGAUAAUAAGUAGCUCCUUACAACUUAAUUUUGUCUGUAUAAACAAUAUAAAGUUGAUCAGUUACUUCAGCAAAGAAUAUUUGUGGCCCUCAAUCAAAUACACAUGAUCACAGCUGCAGUUUUAGUCCAAACAUGGAGUCCUUAAGAAGAGUUAGGUAAUCCAGGAACAGGAAAAGUGGCCAAGGAGCACCAUUUCUCAGAAGCUGUAUUUCAGAAACUUUUUGUCAAAGGGAGCCUUGAGCCUGGGACAACAUGGUUUCCACACUACUUUUCAAGUGACCUCUGUGUUCUGUCUGUGUUACUUUAUAUUGCGAAAGCCCAGGUGCAUACAGAGUUUCAGUCAGAUGAUGGAAUGCAACUUUUACUAGGCUACAAGUGUAACAGCAGGGCAGCUUUCCAACACUGCCAAAUUACAGCCUACAAAGAAAAUAGCAUUUGCCUAAAGAUGCUCUGAGGUGCUUCUAAGUAUUAGAACCAGAAACUUAUGAUUAAAUGCUUGAGUAAUUCUUCCUAGGAAUUGGUUAUUUUGCCAAGUCCUUUCUGCUUACCGCAGUCUGUUACAUAUCCUAUGUAAUCUCUUAUCCAAAUGGCAAAAAAAUAUGUGGGAAGCAGUAGGGGCCAAUGGUUUACUGAUAGCUGUGUCAGCUCAGUGAAGCUGACAAGUUUCAUCUGCUGUAAUCAAGCAGAACCGGAAAAAAAGAGAAGUAGAUUUCUGAAGUACUGUUUACGUAUUUUAGCCUCUUAGUCAAACCACAGCCUACAAGAGUUGAGCAGUGUGUGCUACCAGCAGCAGUGGUUGGCUGUGCUGCUGGAGUCUGACAGAAUAACCACGGGAAAGGCAAUCCGCAUCAGACAAAAGGGCAUUCUCAGCUGUGUCUGAAUAGGACAUGCUGAGAAAUAAAACCAGAAGUUUAAAAAGAAGAUAAGUUUUCUUGAAUGUAGGUGCCUGAACUGUGAACAGGAGUGUUGUUCCUCAUCUUCUGCCACAAUGUCGUCUUAUUUCUGCGUGAACUGGAUUCUUUUGAUCCUCUUUACAGGUAACUAAGUGGGCCUAGAUGAAUAGAUGGAGGGUGGAUGGAGGUCACAUGCAUCAAUGUUUGAGGCUUGCAAACAGAUUUUGUGUUGCACAGAAAGAGUGGCCACAUCGUUCAGAAACUGCAGGUUUGUGUUAUGAAUAGAACUUUAUCACCCUGGUUCAAUAGUCUUCUGAUGGCCUUGCCUCCCUUUUAAAACAAGACCAUGUAGAGGUCAGCUGUGGCUUCUGGUGUUUUUUAGCCAAUAUGACAUUUUUUUUGGACAAAUUGAUAAUUUAUCUUUUUUUAUUCUGAGAAAGCAGUCCUCCUAGGAAAAUGCCGCUAAAGGCAAUAUCACUGAAAACAACAGAUUGCAGAGUGGCACUAGUAUAGGCAGAUAGACAUGAAAAAUUUGGUAGUAGAGUAUGUUCAGUAGAAAGAAAAGGUAUAUUACAGACAUUAUUCCCUCUACUUCUUUUUAAAGCCUUUUGUGAUGAGAUUCAUUUAGAGCUUGCUUUUUAUAUUAAAUAAAAUAACGUUCUUUUCAGAGAAUGGUUUCUAGUAUGCUAUUGUGGCAAAGUCUCUGAAUUCAGACUUAUUUUUAACCAUAAUGGCUUAGGUUAGGAAAAUGAGCUGAGCUGGGGAAAACAGCUUUUUCACAAGGGACAAAUGCAAUCAAGCCAUCCAGUGCUUGGGAUCCACUGGUGCAUGUUUGCAGACCUGCCUUGGGGAGCUCCCUUCCUAAUUAUAGACUGGGCUAGAAUUUCAGUAGAGAGAAUUUGUUGCCUGUACUUGCUGCAGAGAAUUCUAUCUCUGAAAUAUUAAUAUGGAUAGAAAUAUUUACACAUGUGAUCCCAUGUUACUGAAUUUGAUAAUAAAUGCGUAGUGGUAUGUAUGUGGCAAACAGUUUUCUCUGAAGUACAAGCAGACAAAAUGUGUACCUCAGGAGCCCCACUCCUGUUAGAAGGUGGUUACAGGGUGGCUGUGACUGGAUCACCAGGGCACAAGUGAUUUGGCUGGCACUUAAUACAGCUUUUAUUAAAACCCUCCUAAAGGGAAUAUUGGAGUGGUCUAAAUACAGCAAAAGAAACUUUCUCACUGAGAUAAAUGACCUACUGGCUGCUAGGUCUCACUGUUUUGACUUGAAUAGUGUGACACAGCCUUCUGGAAACAUGAAGAAAUACUUUUAAUGGGAAUCAAACAAUUUAGAAACUGUAUAAGAAUGAAAUAAGAAAAUAAGGCAGUAAAAAGAGAGUAUAAUAUUUCUCAGAAAAGCUCUGAAACAAUCUCUUCUGGUAGGAUUAGGCAAAAUCUGUCAUUAGUCAAGAAAAAAGGAAACAUGUCGAGCAGUGAUCAUUCUGAUGAAACGCGUCAUUUCGUGGCUUCUCAUUGAGAGAGAGGAAGAGUUUCCCACAGUGCUUUUAAUGAAAAUCAAUGUAUCCUUUCCCCAUGUGUGGCUCGGAUUAAAUCUGUGUUAAGUUAAAAGCUAAAGAGCUAACAGACUGGACAUGGCUAAACAGAAGUCACUGAGAUGUGCAGAUCCAAACUCUGUUCUCUCUUCACCUCUGCGCCUACCUGCAAAGGCUACAGAAAGUGUGUUUUUUCUUUCUGUAGCUAGAGACACGUUCUGAAUGAAUCACUGGCCCGAUCAUUAUCUCUCACUGUCGGGACCUGCUGGGAUUCACAUCUGUUUGCGAACAGCCUGAUCCAGCAAUGCCUGGUGGUGUUUGCAAAGUGGGAAGUAUCGGGUCAUGCAAGGUGCGCAAGAUGCUUCCACUUGCGCGUACUGUGCUCAACAACUGUGUCUUUUUGUCCACAGGCCCCAUAGUAUCGGGAUCACUUGUGAAAGGAGAGGUCGGUCAGAAUAUCACUGUGCCCUGUUUUUACCCUGUUAAGGGGACACAAGACAUCACAUCAAUGUGCUGGGGUCGUGACAGCUGCCCUGCUUCAAAAUGUUAUCGGCCCAUUAUCUGGACCGAUGGGUGGAAGGUGACACAGCGGUACAGCAGCAGGUAUAUUUUGAAAGGGAACCUGCUGAUGGGUGACGUGUCCCUCACAAUCGUGAACGCCGAGGAAGCAGACAGUGGGAUAUACUGCUGCCGUGUGGAGAUCUCAGGGUGGUUCAAUGAUCGGACAAGUAAUCACAAGGUUGUGAUAGAAAAAGCUAGGAUCUCUACUGCAAGUCCUCACACUCACACCUCUGAACAGACCUCAGCUCACAGGAGCACCAGUGAAUCAUCCUUUACCAUCAUAAGAACGUGGCCAUCGGUUUCUACUUCAGAAGCUCCUUGGACUGCCUCUGGUCCCUGCUCAAGCACCUCAGGCUGCUUGGAUGUAACCACAAACCUGCAGAACGCGUCCCUGACACUUUCCGGUCAGCAGUAUUCAGAAAAUGGGCUGUACAUUGGGAUUGGUUUAUGUGCAGUACUUCUAGCCAUCCUUAUUUUGGCUCUGUUCCUCACUAGACAAUAUUUGUACAAUACAAAGAAGACGAGUGACUUUGCAAACUUUGUUGCAUUUUGGAGGCCAGAACGUGCAGGGAACCAUAGUGCCCUGGAAGAUGAGAUCCAUGCAGAGGAAAACAUUUAUAUAAUACACUAAGGACUAUGGGACUGCAUGCAUGCUUGCCAUUGUCAUCACUGGGACAUUAAAUAGUUUGCAAAAUGUUAGCUGCUCCCUCUGCUCAGCAGCUAAACGUGACUGGACUACUGAAGCAUUAUUCACAUCACUCUAAUAAAACAAAUAAAAGCUACACUUCUAAUUAAAUACUUUAUCAGCCUGUUCCAGAAACAGAAGCCCUACUGUCUUGAAUGGAAAUUUCCAGAAUUCACUUAUCAAACCCCAAAGAAAGUUACCGUUAUGUUUUAUCUGCUUCAAAUUCUCUCUUCCUUUUUGGGAAAAUGAGGAAGUGCCAGAAUGGCUAGUCCAUCACAAAAGGAAAACCACACAUUUUAAAAAAGUUUGGCUUUACUGUGUUUUAAAAAAGUUUGACUUACUGUGUAUUGUAUCUGCCAGCUACAAAAGAGUCUGUGCCAGAAGCAAUCUUACAGCUUCCAUGACAAAGAUGACACAUGGAAAAACUUGGUAGUAUUAGUAUUUUCAAUAUCUAUUUAGUUGAAUUUCAUUAAAGUCAGAUGUACUCGGUCCUGGUAACAGCUCAGUAAUGCAAUGUACUAAUUCCAGUCUACUCCCAGUUAAAUUUGGAGGAGCUAUUGAUGCUCAGCCCAUCAUGCGACGUCCUUGGAGCUUACAGGAUCAGUGCUUCAACGGGCAGAAUAUUCACAGCUUGUUUUCUGAGAACCAUGACUAAAUGUGUUUUCCUCUGCAAAAUGUAUCACCUUUUUUUACUGGCAGGCCUAUGCUGAGAAAGUCCUCAGGGUGGAAGGUGUCACUUCCAG